UCAUUUGCAUAAAAUUCACUUUUUGCCCUAAUUACGGCGCAGAUUCGAAGAAUAUAAUAUUUUUGCGUAUUAACAUUACACUUUUUUCCGUAGCUCAUAAUAUAAAUCUACCAAGCAUUUCAGUAAGUGAGUUGCCAUAUUUACUGGGCUGGUAAUAAGCAUCUUUCAAUCAGCUGAGUUUUGUUUUCCUUUGCAGCAGUUUCGAAAAGGAAGCCCUGAAAAGCCUCAGCAGACGCCUUUGUUAUUGUCAGAGUUUAAAAACGAUGAUGAACGAAUUAAGAUCUUUGGAGCAUGCUACGUUAAAGGUGCCAUAUGAAGUGUUCAACAAGCGCUACCGCAAUGCCCAGCGGGUGCUGGAUGUUGAAGCGAGACAGGUUGGUGCUGCGGCCGGGGAGCUGGAGACUGCCGCUAAAGCUCCGAGCACCGCUGGAGAGAUUGAUGUGCUCCUUGGAGGCAUGGUGGAGAAACUCACAGCAAUGAAGCGUAAGGCUUCCGAAGCCAUCAGCGAGGAGUUGCAGGUGGCGCUGGUGUGCAAGAAGAGGCUGGAGCAUAUCAAGGAGCAGGCUGUCUCGCUCAACGAGCCCAGCACGCCGCAAGUGCGAACGACAGUGAACCAGUGGCGCCGCACCCGCUUGGAGCGCAUGCUGGUGGACUACUGCCUCCGCAGCGGGUACUACGACGCCGCGGCCAAGCUGGCCGACGCGCGCGACCUGCGCGACCUCACCAACGUCGAUAUCUACUGCGCCGCGGCUGAAGUGGAGGCCGAGCUAAGGAACCGUCGCACCGCGCGAGUUUUGCAAUGGUGUGCCGAUAACAAGUCUAAACUGCGUAAACUAGGCUCCACUAUCGAGUUCAAGAUACGUCUGCAGGAGUUCAUAGAGCUCGUCCGCGCCGACCGCCGCUUAGAAGCCGUGAAGUACGCCAAGAAACACCUCUCUCAAUACGAAGAAGGACAACUUCAGGACAUACAACACUGUAUGGGCAUGCUGGCUUUCCCCAAGGACACAGAGGUGGAGCCGUACCGGUCGCUGCUGUGCCCGGGCCGCUGGGCGGCGCUGGAGCGGCAGUUCCGCGGCGAGCACGCCAGGCUGCUGCACCCGGCCAGGCUGCCCGCGCUGCCGGUAGCGUUGCAGCUGGGUCUACACGCGCUCAACACGCCUCAGUGCUACAACUCGGCGACGCAGGUGGCGGCGUGCCCGGCGUGCGCGCCGCCGCUCAACGCGCUGGCGCGCCAGCUGCCGCACGCGCACGUGUCGCACUCGCGCCUCGUGUGCCGCCUCAGCCGGCAGCCGCUCAACGAGCACAACCAGCCCAUGGCGCUGCCCAACGGACAGGUCUACGGCGAGAGGGCUCUCCGCGAGAUGAUGGACGAGCACGGCACCAUCGUGUGCCCGAAGACCAACGAGGUGUUCUGCAUGAAGCGUGUCGAGAAAGUCUACGUCAUGUGAAUACUCUUUACUUA
Cydia amplana is the source of this 1462-nucleotide messenger RNA. RefSeq names its product E3 ubiquitin-protein transferase MAEA (gene Kaz). The record is from RefSeq and is a predicted model, not a curated record. Bases 264 to 1448 code for a protein of 394 amino acids. Gene Ontology annotation, cellular component: GID complex; nucleus; cytoplasm. Gene Ontology annotation, biological process: proteasome-mediated ubiquitin-dependent protein catabolic process. The transcript is spliced from 9 exons. Lineage: Eukaryota; Metazoa; Arthropoda; Insecta; Lepidoptera; Tortricidae. Gene Ontology annotation, molecular function: protein binding; ubiquitin protein ligase activity.